GAGGAGACCGAGGACUGGAAAUCUAGGGAGGAAGACGAGUCUGAGGAGGAGGAAACUCAGGAGGAGCAGUUUGAUGAGGCCAAGAAGAGGAGAUGCAAAGGGGGAAGUUUGGGAAGGAGACGCCAAACAAAAAGGCUGAGGAGUGGGAGUUUGAGGAGGAGUCUGAGAAAAAGGAGACGGAAGAGGAGAGCCACGAUGAGUUAGGAGAGAAUAGCUCCAAAGAAGAGGAAAAUAAAACACAGGUUUCUGAGAAAGAGGACACCCGAGAAGUCCAGGGCCAAGGGUGGGAGUCUGGGGAGGACUCUGAAGAAGAGGAGCCUGAGGAGCCAAAAGAGAUUCAAGAGGAAAGGAAGGAGUCAAAGAAGGAUGACGCCAAAGAAGAUGAGACCGAUGAGGAGGUGCCCAAGACGAGGAAAUCACAGGAGAGCAAGACUCUGGACUGGGAGGCUGAGAAAGAGAAACACCAGGAGGAGACGCAGCUGGAGGUUAAGACUCAAGAGGAUAAAUGUGAGGAGACGGUGAUGCAACGGGAGGAGGCGUCUGAAAAAGAAGAGACACAAGAGCAGGAGUUGCAACCGGAAAAGUCUGAGGAGGUCAAGGAAACACAAAGAGAGGAAACUCAAGAGGAGUCUAGAAAGGAGAAGGGGCAAGAAGAUGAGACGCAUCAGGAGGAGUCUGAAGAAAAGGAGCCUGAGGAGGAGAUUAAAAAUGGAGAGACUCAAGGAGAGGAGUCUAAGAAAGAGUUGACACAGGAGGAGCUUCACAAGGAGCUGUCUGAUGACGGUAACACCCCUGAGGAGCAACCUGAGGAAGAGGAGGCGUUUGAGAAAGCAGAUGUGCAAAAGAAGGAGGUGAACAUGGACGAGUCUGAGGAGGCUCAAGAGGAUGUGUCCAAGGACAAUAUGGAGGAGGAAGAGACACAAAAGGAAGAGAUGCAGGAGGUGGCGUCUGAGGAGCAAGAGCCUGAGGAGGGAGAGCAUCUAGAGGAGGAACCUGACCAGGAGAAGACGGAGCAUCUAGAGGAGGACAUGAACCAUCUGCAGAACAUCCUCCUUCAGUCUGACUCCAGCUUCCAAGCAGAAACACCCAGGAUAAAGCCUGAGUUUGACUUGUCCAGCAGAAACUUUGUCCUACGGUUAGAGGACAGCACUGUUGACCUGCAGGACUCAGAAACCGAGGAAGAGGAGCAGACGCUGCUGCAUGAGCUCCAGAGGAAUGGCAGCUUCAAUGUUGAGCAGUCUCUGUCAGAGAGUCUGCACAGACGGACCUUCAGCAGCUGCAGAGUCUCCGAUUUAGAUGAAUCCAUCACAACCACUAUGAAGAGGAGAGCUGCUGAAGAGGAAGAGGACGAGGAAGAGCUGUUUCUGCGUCUUUUCAACAAGUCGCUCAGGAUUCUCAGAGCUUCCACACCAAUAUCAGGAGCCUCCGUUUGCUCUCCUCAGAUCACAAAGAAGAGGUCCUCCUGUCAUUCCCUCCUUCACUCCAUCACUGAUGAUCAGGAGGAAGAGGAAGAAGGAGACGCCGGUUCUGGUGCUGAUGGUGGUGGAGAUGUUUCAGGAUGGAGUUCUGAGGCAAAGGAAGAGCAAAAUGCUUUCUUCACCUGUAAUGAGUCGGAGCAGGAGCAGAAAACCAGAAAGGGUCUCAAAACAGACGAGGAGGAGGACGAGGAGGAGGAGGAGGAGAGUAAUGCUGUUUAUCUGUCUUUAGAAGAGUUGGAAUCGGAGGAAGAUGAUCUGAUGUGUUGAACUCGGUGAGGAAACCCAGCAGGGCAGCGAACAGUCGGCUCAUGGACCCUUCUGACCUCUGGACAGCAAACGGAUUCAGUCUCAGAGAUGUGAGGAAAGGUCUGGGACAGCCGGACCAAGAUGGACGACGGCCGGUGCUUCUUCCUCAGACCGGUCCAGGACCGACCAGCCUGUCCAGGACCGACCAGCCGGUCCAGGACCGACCAGCCUGUCCAGGACCAGCCGGUCCAGGACCAACCAGCCUGUCCAGGACCAGCCGGUCCAGCAGCUCAGCAGGUCUCCAGGUUUAGCCAAGCAGAUUUGGGCCCAAAUAAAGGCUCAGGACUUCAGGACCCGUUUUAUUCAGCAGGACUGAGUAAUUAUGUGAUCGAUUGUUGGAGCUCAGAUUAGUUCUGUGUUCAGUUUAAACUGCAACAUUAAAGUUUCCAAGUCUGGAGGUGUGAAAGUGUCCAGAAAGGAAACCAAAGUCUCAGGUUCCCCGACCCUGACCUGUAAAUCCAAAAUGGCCGCCUCGUUACGUCUGAUCAGCUGUUUCUGUUUAAGCCACACUAUUCUGUAAAAACAUUUUAGUUAAACAGUUUGAAAAUACAAAAAAGUGUCAUGAUGUCUGUUUGGUUUAGUUUAUCUGGGUUUGGGUUCACAGCUGUCCUGGUUUUGUUUCUUGUUUGCGUUCAUCCCUUUAGCUAGCUUAGUUCCUCAGAUCAAGACUUUUUCCCUCUUAAUUUGGCUCGUUUUCUCCUGUCCCACUAACUAUUUAAGUUCUGGUCUCUGUCUGGAGCGUCUUACGCCUGU
Messenger RNA from Poecilia latipinna (sailfin molly), 2537 nucleotides. Its product is annotated as glutamic acid-rich protein-like. The transcript has a single exon. The record is from RefSeq and is a predicted model, not a curated record. Bases 93 to 1745 code for a protein of 550 amino acids. NCBI's taxonomy places the organism in Eukaryota, Metazoa, Chordata, Actinopteri, Cyprinodontiformes, Poeciliidae.